This is a messenger RNA of Phacochoerus africanus (Common warthog), 12495 nucleotides long. RefSeq names its product AHNAK nucleoprotein 2 (gene AHNAK2). Lineage: Eukaryota; Metazoa; Chordata; Mammalia; Artiodactyla; Suidae. Gene Ontology annotation, cellular component: cytoplasm; nucleus; costamere. The record is from RefSeq and is a predicted model, not a curated record. Gene Ontology annotation, biological process: regulation of RNA splicing. Gene Ontology annotation, molecular function: protein binding.
CUCCCAGGAGGACAGCCAGAGGGAGCUGCCCCAGCCUGGGCUCCUCACCUCGGCAGCCAGCAGCGGCGAGCUCUGCCUCGUGUCCGGUCGGCAGCUGCAGCCUGAGCCGCCAGAGGCAGAAACCGAGGAGGACCACUCUGUGACGGAAGGGCCCGAGGUCAUUCGGCCCCGGCCACAGGGCUCCUCGCCCGUCUACGAAUGUGUGACUGAGGGUGCCGGCUCCAGAUUCCAGGAAGACGCGCCGAGGAGGCCAGGCUCCUCAGGGAGACGGAGGUCCUGGUGGAAGCGGGACUCAGGGGACUCGCGGACGCUCCCCAGAAUGAGCCACCUGGAGGAGGCGACAGAGGUGACGCUAGAGACAGAGGUGGAGGCCGGAGCCAGUGGCUACAGUGUCACAGGUGGCGGGGACCAGGGCAUCUUUGUCACGCAGGUGCUGAAGGACUCAUCAGCCGCCAAGCUCUUCAGCCUGAGAGAAGGGGAUCAGCUUCUCAGCGCAACCAUAUUCUUCGACGGCAUUACCUAUGAAGACGCUCUCAAAAUCCUCCAGUACUCAGAGCCCUACAAGGUCCAGUUCAAAAUCAGACGGAAACUUCCUGCCAGAGAGGACAAGGAGGGGGCUUCCGGCAGCGCUCAGCAUGGUCUGAAGGGCAGUGAGGAGCAGGAGCAGGAUGUCACAGAUGGAGGCUCAGAGACCCCGACCAGGACGCUGGUGGGGGACGGAGACCAGGAGAGGCUCAUCUCCAGGCCCAGGGAGGGCAGGCGGCCUCAGAGGCAGAGGCUCUCCUGGCCCAAAUUCCAGGCUAUACAGAGCAGGCGGGCGCCCGGGCCCCGGAGAUCCCGCAGCUCCUCCGAGGCCGACGAGAGGAGGGCUGCACCUGAAGUGUCACCCGUGAGCACAGACACAGAGGCCCAGCACCCAGCGGAGGAGCGCGAGCAAAAGGCAGGGCCAGGCAGCCAGCAGGGCGGAAGGUUCCGAAACUUCACAUUCAGGGUGGGCUCGGGCAAGAGGCUCUCCCCGGCAGGGAGACCAGGCAGGGGGACACACGAGGGGACAGUCCAGGCAGGGGUUCUGGAGGAGGCAGAGCUGCUCCCAGAGCCCAGCCAGCACAGCCUACCUGGAGAGGGAACUCUGGGGCAGGAGGCUGCCUCGGCACCCCGACAGACUAAGACAGCCAAGGAGUUUGAAGAGACGGCUGGGCAGGCAAAAGAGGGGGUAGGCUUAGCCCCAGGAGAGGGCCGGGAGGGGCUGCAGGGCCUGGAGGGUGGGAUCGCCAGGCUGGCUCUGCGCGACACCGCAGACCUGGGAGCCCACCGGAGCCAGCCCCCAGAACUCCACGUCCAAACACCCACUCUCACGACACCCAAGUUCGGAAUUGCCAAAGAGAAAGCGCAGGAGACAGAAGAGGGAACAACAGCGCUUCAGACUGGACCCGGGCGGGCGAGAGGCCCUGAGGACACGGAAGCUACACGGGAAGAUGUGCGGAAAGCUGAUGCUCAGGAGACCCGCCGGCAGGUGGGCCAGCUCUCGCUGGAGGCCGGAGGAGGCAAAGAGGAAGACAGGCUACAACGGAGGCCGGGAGAGGGCCGGGGGGAGGCCAAGGAUGAGGAGGGGACGGAGGGAAAGGCGAAACUGCUGAAGUUCAAACUGCCAGCGUUCGGGUGGUCUCCAGGCAAAGACCACAAAUCAGGAGAGAAACCACAAGGAGAAGGAGGAAAGAAGAAAGAAACAGAGAGAGGAGAUGAGAGUCUAAAGAUGGACAUGAAAAGGGGAGACGGAGAAGACAAAGCGAAAACGGACAAGAGGGCAGACACACAAGGGAGGAAAACAACAAUAGAGAAACAAGAAGCUGAGGACAUAAAGCUUGAGCUGAGACUUGGGGACAAGGAGGUGGCCGCCAGGGACAGCAAGUUCAAAAUGCCCAAGUUCAAGAUGCCUUCCUUCGGCGUGUCGGCGCGCAAGUCCGUCGAGGCCGCGGUGGAGGUGUCCCUGCCCAAGGCAGAGGCGGACGCGUCCGCGCCGUCGGUGCAGGCCGCCGUCAAGGCCGGUGACCUCAGCGCUGAGCUGCCCUCGGCCGAGCUGGACGUCAAGGGCCCCGAGCUGGGCGGGAGGCUCCCGGAGGGCCAGCUGCCCGAAGCGGAGCUCAAGGAGCCGGCGGCCGGAAUCGGACUCAAGGGCCACCUGCCCAAGGUGCAGAUGCCCAGCAUCAAGGUGCCCAGGGUGGACCUCCGGGCCCCGCAGGUGGACAUCAAGGGGCCGAAGCUGGACCUGAAGGGCGCCAAGGGCGAGGUGAGCGCCCCCGACGCGGCGGUGUCCCCGCCCAGCGUGGAGGUGGAGGCCCAGGCCCAGGCCCAGGCGCCGGGCGGCAAGCUGGAGGCCGACGUGCCCCUGGGGGACAAGGAGGUGGCCGCCAGGGACAGCAAGUUCAAAAUGCCCAAGUUCAAGAUGCCUUCCUUCGGCGUGUCGGCGCCGGGCAAGUCCGUCGAGGCCGCGGUGGAGGUGUCCCUGCCCAAGGCGGAGGCGGACGCGUCCGCGCCGUCGGUGCAGGCCGCCGUCAAGGCCGGUGACCUCAGCGCUGAGCUGCCCUCGGCCGAGCUGGACGUCAAGGGCCCCGAGCUGGGCGGGAGGCUCCCGGAGGGCCAGCUGCCCGAAGCGGAGCUCAAGGAGCCGGCGGCCGGAAUCGGACUCAAGGGCCACCUGCCCAAGGUGCAGAUGCCCAGCAUCAAGGUGCCCAGGGUGGACCUCCGGGCCCCGCAGGUGGACAUCAAGGGGCCGAAGCUGGACCUGAAGGGCGCCAAGGGCGAGGUGAGCGCCCCCGACGCGGCGGUGUCCCCGCCCAGCGUGGAGGUGGAGGCCCAGGCCCAGGCCCAGGCGCCGGGCGGCAAGCUGGAGGCCGACGUGUCCCUGGGGGACAAGGAGGUGGCCGCCAGGGACAGCAAGUUCAAAAUGCCCAAGUUCAAGAUGCCUUCCUUCGGCGUGUCGGCGCCGGGCAAGUCCGUCGAGGCCGCGGUGGAGGUGUCCCUGCCCAAGGCGGAGGCGGACGCGUCCGCGCCGUCGGUGCAGGCCGCCGUCAAGGCCGGUGACCUCAGCGCUGAGCUGCCCUCGGCCGAGCUGGACGUCAAGGGCCCCGAGCUGGGCGGGAGGCUCCCGGAGGGCCAGCUGCCCGAAGCGGAGCUCAAGGAGCCGGCGGCCGGAAUCGGACUCAAGGGCCACCUGCCCAAGGUGCAGAUGCCCAGCAUCAAGGUGCCCAGGGUGGACCUCCGGGCCCCGCAGGUGGACAUCAAGGGGCCGAAGCUGGACCUGAAGGGCGCCAAGGGCGAGGUGAGCGCCCCCGACGCGGCGGUGUCCCCGCCCAGCGUGGAGGUGGAGGCCCAGGCCCAGGCGCCGGGCGGCAAGCUGGAGGCCGACGUGUCCCUGGGGGACAAGGAGGUGGCCGCCAGGGACAGCAAGUUCAAAAUGCCCAAGUUCAAGAUGCCUUCCUUCGGCGUGUCGGCGCCGGGCAAGUCCGUCGAGGCCGCGGUGGAGGUGUCCCUGCCCAAGGCAGAGGCGGACGCGUCCGCGCCGUCGGUGCAGGCCGCCGUCAAGGCCGGUGACCUCAGCGCUGAGCUGCCCUCGGCCGAGCUGGACGUCAAGGGCCCCGAGCUGGGCGGGAGGCUCCCGGAGGGCCAGCUGCCCGAAGCGGAGCUCAAGGAGCCGGCGGCCGGAAUCGGACUCAAGGGCCACCUGCCCAAGGUGCAGAUGCCCAGCAUCAAGGUGCCCAGGGUGGACCUCCGGGCCCCGCAGGUGGACAUCAAGGGGCCGAAGCUGGACCUGAAGGGCGCCAAGGGCGAGGUGAGCGCCCCCGACGCGGCGGUGUCCCCGCCCAGCGUGGAGGUGGAGGCCCAGGCCCAGGCCCAGGCGCCGGGCGGCAAGCUGGAGGCCGACGUGCCCCUGGGGGACAAGGAGGUGGCCGCCAGGGACAGCAAGUUCAAAAUGCCCAAGUUCAAGAUGCCUUCCUUCGGCGUGUCGGCGCCGGGCAAGUCCGUCGAGGCCGCGGUGGAGGUGUCCCUGCCCAAGGCAGAGGCGGACGCGUCCGCGCCGUCGGUGCAGGCCGCCGUCAAGGCCGGUGACCUCAGCGCUGAGCUGCCCUCGGCCGAGCUGGACGUCAAGGGCCCCGAGCUGGGCGGGAGGCUCCCGGAGGGCCAGCUGCCCGAAGCGGAGCUCAAGGAGCCGGCGGCCGGAAUCGGACUCAAGGGCCACCUGCCCAAGGUGCAGAUGCCCAGCAUCAAGGUGCCCAGGGUGGACCUCCGGGCCCCGCAGGUGGACAUCAAGGGGCCGAAGCUGGACCUGAAGGGCGCCAAGGGCGAGGUGAGCGCCCCCGACGCGGCGGUGUCCCCGCCCAGCGUGGAGGUGGAGGCCCAGGCCCAGGCCCAGGCGCCGGGCGGCAAGCUGGAGGCCGACGUGUCCCUGGGGGACAAGGAGGUGGCCGCCAGGGACAGCAAGUUCAAAAUGCCCAAGUUCAAGAUGCCUUCCUUCGGCGUGUCGGCGCCGGGCAAGUCCGUCGAGGCCGCGGUGGAGGUGUCCCUGCCCAAGGCGGAGGCGGACGCGUCCGCGCCGUCGGUGCAGGCCGCCGUCAAGGCCGGUGACCUCAGCGCUGAGCUGCCCUCGGCCGAGCUGGACGUCAAGGGCCCCGAGCUGGGCGGGAGGCUCCCGGAGGGCCAGCUGCCCGAAGCGGAGCUCAAGGAGCCGGCGGCCGGAAUCGGACUCAAGGGCCACCUGCCCAAGGUGCAGAUGCCCAGCAUCAAGGUGCCCAGGGUGGACCUCCGGGCCCCGCAGGUGGACAUCAAGGGGCCGAAGCUGGACCUGAAGGGCGCCAAGGGCGAGGUGAGCGCCCCCGACGCGGCGGUGUCCCCGCCCAGCGUGGAGGUGGAGGCCCAGGCCCAGGCCCAGGCGCCGGGCGGCAAGCUGGAGGCCGACGUGUCCCUGGGGGACAAGGAGGUGGCCGCCAGGGACAGCAAGUUCAAAAUGCCCAAGUUCAAGAUGCCUUCCUUCGGCGUGUCGGCGCCGGGCAAGUCCGUCGAGGCCGCGGUGGAGGUGUCCCUGCCCAAGGCGGAGGCGGACGCGUCCGCGCCGUCGGUGCAGGCCGCCGUCAAGGCCGGUGACCUCAGCGCUGAGCUGCCCUCGGCCGAGCUGGACGUCAAGGGCCCCGAGCUGGGCGGGAGGCUCCCGGAGGGCCAGCUGCCCGAAGCGGAGCUCAAGGAGCCGGCGGCCGGAAUCGGACUCAAGGGCCACCUGCCCAAGGUGCAGAUGCCCAGCAUCAAGGUGCCCAGGGUGGACCUCCGGGCCCCGCAGGUGGACAAAGGGCCGAAGCUGGACCUGAAGGGCGCCAAGGGCGAGGUGAGCGCCCCCGACGCGGCGGUGUCCCCGCCCAGCGUGGAGGUGGAGGCCCAGGCCCAGGCCCAGGCGCCGGGCGGCAAGCUGGAGGCCGACGUGUCCCUGGGGGACAAGGAGGUGGCCGCCAGGGACAGCAAGUUCAAAAUGCCCAAGUUCAAGAUGCCUUCCUUCGGCGUGUCGGCGCCGGGCAAGUCCGUCGAGGCCGCGGUGGAGGUGUCCCUGCCCAAGGCGGAGGCGGACGCGUCCGCGCCGUCGGUGCAGGCCGCCGUCAAGGCCGGUGACCUCAGCGCUGAGCUGCCCUCGGCCGAGCUGGACGUCAAGGGCCCCGAGCUGGGCGGGAGGCUCCCGGAGGGCCAGCUGCCCGAAGCGGAGCUCAAGGAGCCGGCGGCCGGAAUCGGACUCAAGGGCCACCUGCCCAAGGUGCAGAUGCCCAGCAUCAAGGUGCCCAGGGUGGACCUCCGGGCCCCGCAGGUGGACAUCAAGGGGCCGAAGCUGGACCUGAAGGGCGCCAAGGGCGAGGUGAGCGCCCCCGACGCGGCGGUGUCCCCGCCCAGCGUGGAGGUGGAGGCCCAGGCCCAGGCCCAGGCGCCGGGCGGCAAGCUGGAGGCCGACGUGUCCCUGGGGGACAAGGAGGUGGCCGCCAGGGACAGCAAGUUCAAAAUGCCCAAGUUCAAGAUGCCUUCCUUCGGCGUGUCGGCGCCGGGCAAGUCCGUCGAGGCCGCGGUGGAGGUGUCCCUGCCCAAGGCAGAGGCGGACGCGUCCGCGCCGUCGGUGCAGGCCGCCGUCAAGGCCGGUGACCUCAGCGCUGAGCUGCCCUCGGCCGAGCUGGACGUCAAGGGCCCCGAGCUGGGCGGGAGGCUCCCGGAGGGCCAGCUGCCCGAAGCGGAGCUCAAGGAGCCGGCGGCCGGAAUCGGACUCAAGGGCCACCUGCCCAAGGUGCAGAUGCCCAGCAUCAAGGUGCCCAGGGUGGACCUCCGGGCCCCGCAGGUGGACAUCAAGGGGCCGAAGCUGGACCUGAAGGGCGCCAAGGGCGAGGUGAGCGCCCCCGACGCGGCGGUGUCCCCGCCCAGCGUGGAGGUGGAGGCCCAGGCCCAGGCCCAGGCGCCGGGCGGCAAGCUGGAGGCCGACGUGUCCCUGGGGGACAAGGAGGUGGCCGCCAGGGACAGCAAGUUCAAAAUGCCCAAGUUCAAGAUGCCUUCCUUCGGCGUGUCGGCGCCGGGCAAGUCCGUCGAGGCCGCGGUGGAGGUGUCCCUGCCCAAGGCGGAGGCGGACGCGUCCGCGCCGUCGGUGCAGGCCGCCGUCAAGGCCGGUGACCUCAGCGCUGAGCUGCCCUCGGCCGAGCUGGACGUCAAGGGCCCCGAGCUGGGCGGGAGGCUCCCGGAGGGCCAGCUGCCCGAAGCGGAGCUCAAGGAGCCGGCGGCCGGAAUCGGACUCAAGGGCCACCUGCCCAAGGUGCAGAUGCCCAGCAUCAAGGUGCCCAGGGUGGACCUCCGGGCCCCGCAGGUGGACAUCAAGGGGCCGAAGCUGGACCUGAAGGGCGCCAAGGGCGAGGUGAGCGCCCCCGACGCGGCGGUGUCCCCGCCCAGCGUGGAGGUGGAGGCCCAGGCCCAGGCCCAGGCGCCGGGCGGCAAGCUGGAGGCCGACGUGUCCCUGGGGGACAAGGAGGUGGCCGCCAGGGACAGCAAGUUCAAAAUGCCCAAGUUCAAGAUGCCUUCCUUCGGCGUGUCGGCGCCGGGCAAGUCCGUCGAGGCCGCGGUGGAGGUGUCCCUGCCCAAGGCAGAGGCGGACGCGUCCGCGCCGUCGGUGCAGGCCGCCGUCAAGGCCGGUGACCUCAGCGCUGAGCUGCCCUCGGCCGAGCUGGACGUCAAGGGCCCCGAGCUGGGCGGGAGGCUCCCGGAGGGCCAGCUGCCCGAAGCGGAGCUCAAGGAGCCGGCGGCCGGAAUCGGACUCAAGGGCCACCUGCCCAAGGUGCAGAUGCCCAGCAUCAAGGUGCCCAGGGUGGACCUCCGGGCCCCGCAGGUGGACAUCAAGGGGCCGAAGCUGGACCUGAAGGGCGCCAAGGGCGAGGUGAGCGCCCCCGACGCGGCGGUGUCCCUGCCCAGCGUGGAGGUGGAGGCCCAGGCCCAGGCGCCGGGCGGCAAGCUGGAGGCCGACGUGCCCCUGGGGGACAAGGAGGUGGCCGCCAGGGACAGCAAGUUCAAAAUGCCCAAGUUCAAGAUGCCUUCCUUCGGCGUGUCGGCGCCGGGCAAGUCCGUCGAGGCCGCGGUGGAGGUGUCCCUGCCCAAGGCGGAGGCGGACGCGUCCGCGCCGUCGGUGCAGGCCGCCGUCAAGGCCGGUGACCUCAGCGCUGAGCUGCCCUCGGCCGAGCUGGACGGCCAGCUGCCCGAAGCGGAGCUCAAGGAGCCGGCGGCCGGAAUCGGACUCAAGGGCCACCUGCCCAAGGUGCAGAUGCCCAGCAUCAAGGUGCCCAGGGUGGACCUCCGGGCCCCGCAGGUGGACAUCAAGGGGCCGAAGCUGGACCUGAAGGGCGCCAAGGGCGAGGUGAGCGCCCCCGACGCGGCGGUGUCCCCGCCCAGCGUGGAGGUGGAGGCCCAGGCCCAGGCCCAGGCGCCGGGCGGCAAGCUGGAGGCCGACGUGUCCCUGGGGGACAAGGAGGUGGCCGCCAGGGACAGCAAGUUCAAAAUGCCCAAGUUCAAGAUGCCUUCCUUCGGCGUGUCGGCGCCGGGCAAGUCCGUCGAGGCCGCGGUGGAGGUGUCCCUGCCCAAGGCGGAGGCGGACGCGUCCGCGCCGUCGGUGCAGGCCGCCGUCAAGGCCGGUGACCUCAGCGCUGAGCUGCCCUCGGCCGAGCUGGACGUCAAGGGCCCCGAGCUGGGCGGGAGGCUCCCGGAGGGCCAGCUGCCCGAAGCGGAGCUCAAGGAGCCGGCGGCCGGAAUCGGACUCAAGGGCCACCUGCCCAAGGUGCAGAUGCCCAGCAUCAAGGUGCCCAGGGUGGACCUCCGGGCCCCGCAGGUGGACAUCAAGGGGCCGAAGCUGGACCUGAAGGGCGCCAAGGGCGAGGUGAGCGCCCCCGACGCGGCGGUGUCCCCGCCCAGCGUGGAGGUGGAGGCCCAGGCCCAGGCGCCGGGCGGCAAGCUGGAGGCCGACGUGUCCCUGGGGGACAAGGAGGUGGCCGCCAGGGACAGCAAGUUUGAUAUUCCUAAUUUUAACGUGUCAUUCUUUGCAUCUUCUUCCACGAAGAGUUCCGUUUCGUCUUUUCCUUUUACUCCCGAUGGACAGCAGCGAGAGUCUGUUUCCUCUUCCAGCCAGUCGGAUUCUCUCGCCAGUAGCUGUGAUGUUCAUAUUUCUAAAGACCCCGAGGCUGAUGGUCCCCCUCUUGGACCAGACAGUGACCUAAUCUCCUUGAAGAAGUCACCUUUUAAGAUUCACCAAGUCUUUCCCUCCCCUGGGUCUUCCUCUGCAGAGUCUUCAGUGCCUGAUGGCUCCGCCGCGGGUCCUGUGCUCCCAAGAGGUGGUGCCCCGUUCUCUGGACUCAGUGCCGAGGGCUCCUUCAAGGGGGCUGUUCCCACGAGGGAGUCCCCCCUGAAGGUGCCGUGGCUGGGCUGGCCUGGGUUUUCGUCUGGCAGGCUUGACCUCAGGGGCACCCAUGCGGCAGCCCCCUCCUCUCCUGGCGUCACUCUUACAAAAUACCGGGAGACCCUCCCCAGUGUGGCCGGCCUCCCGGGGCUCCCUGUGGAAUCCAGCUCUGGGUCCCAAGAUGCUCACCUUCCUGCGGCAGGAGGUCCUGCCAGCCUCCCUCCCCGCGAGAGCGGUGCUCCUUCUCCUGCCCAAGGUCCCGCUGGCCCAGUGGAUCCCCUGUCUCCUGCAUCUUAUGGUCGGGUGACUUUUCCUAUGUUCCACCGUCCGAAGUUUGCCUUUUCCAUCCCCAAGGCAGCCGAGGCUGAGCUGGACCCCUGCACCGUGGAGCGCGACCUCGCCCAGUCUGCUCCGGGCCCUGGGUGGGGUCUUGGCUCUGCAGCUGAGGAAGCCCCCGGGCUCCUGUCGCCCGGCUCUCAGCCCUCACGCCCAAGCAUCUCCGUGCCGGGCAGUGGGGGGGCAUCCGAAGGAGCGUCAGGCGAGGCGCCAGCUGAAGACACAGGGCGGGAAGGGAGAGGCGGCCCUUUGAAAACGCAGGGGAUCCAGCUUCCCUCAUUCAGGCGGUCCCCUGAGAAGGGGGCAGGGCCGGCUGCCGUACCUGCUGUGACUGCGGGUGUGGGUCCAACGGGCGCGCUGCCCGGGGUGUGUGUUUCCCCAGUGGAGGUGCUUCCUGAGGAGGAGAGGGAGGAGGGGGGCGCCCCGUCUGGCUGCGCAGGGCUGCACCCCACCCCUCCCUCACUGCAGGCUUCAGAGGGGGCUGCCGGCCUGCUGCGGGGAGACCCAGCCGUUUCUCUUUCUCCUGCCCCCAGGGGUGAGGCUGGUGUGGGGGGCCCCCGCACAAUGGCGGCCCCUCCAGAAGGAGCAGGCGUGGACCCCCACCUGCCGCAGGUCCAGGCUCCCCGUCUGGGCUCUGCCGAUCUCGCCCUCAGACUCGGCAAGGCCAAGGCAGAGGUGAGUUUGUCCGCAGGCGGCCCGCCUCAAGAACGCCGCCUGUCCGCGGGAGAUGACAGCCAAGGCCACGGGCCUGGGGACGUUGCCGCGAGCCGCCUCCAGACGUCCUGCAGGUCAGCACAUGCGGAAGCCCCCGUGGUGGAGAGUCCGGAGGGGGCCGCAACAGCAGGCUCACAGGGGGGCUGGUUUAGAAUGCCUGCCCUCCGCCUGCCCAGUGUCCGGCGCUCCGCCAAGGAGAAGGGGGGUGCCGGGGCGUCUGCUGCCAGCACAGCCAGGGGAGGAGAAGUCCCAGCCGCAGUGAAGGGUCAGGGGGUCCAAGUUCCUGGGUCAGACGUGGAGGCAGCUGUGUCCCUGAGGCCCCCGGAGACGGGUGCAGACGAGGCAGCUGCCGAGAGCACGUUGUAUGCAGACGUUCUAAGGAGGAACCUUGAUGGUCAAGGCUUGGAGCUGCACCUGCCUCCUGCCGGGGUGUCCCCUGCUGACCUUUCCACUGCUCAGGUCAGCGUCCGACCAGGCGAUGGCUCCCUCCCUCUUCAGAUGCCUGCCGGGAGACUUUCAGAAGCCCGAGCUCCUCCAGGAGAAAUGGAUGCGACUCCCCCUGCUGGGCCAGCAGGACUGGACCUUGCUGGGGGGGCAGAGAGAGCAGAGGAGUGGCCCUCCCUGCCCGAAGGUCCCGUUAGACUGAAGGCAUCCAGGACAGACCGGCCGUCCCAGGUUUCCGUGGUUGACAUGGGGCAGCCCUGGGAGGGCUCCGUGCUGACGGUCAAACUGCCCAGGUUAAGUGUGCCGAGGUUUGCCUUCCCGGAUGCCAGCUCUGAGGCCGACGUCUUUAUCCCCGCCGUGACCGAAGUGAGCAGCCUGGACGACGCCCUGGGCACCGAAAGCGCAGGAGUCUGGGGUGCCAGCAUCCUGAAGGCGGGCGCUGGGGCUGCUGGGGGGCAGCCUAUGGCCCUUGACCUCUCCCCGGAAGCUUCCCGCAUUUCCAAGGUCAGAGUGCACAUUCAGGGUGCUCAGGGAGAGGGCCCAGAGGUCGCCGUACACCGCAGGGUGACAGCAGAGUUGGUGGACCUCUCGGGACCUGCGGCCAUUUCCACCCAGGUCGUGCGGGAGUCAGAGAUCCCUGCGUCCGAGGUCCAAAGGGCUUCUUACGGCUUUUCCCUGCUGAAGGGGAGGGUCCCAGAGCCCCCCACGCAGGUGAGGGGGCAGGACUCUCGGCCGCCGGAGGGCUCACCAGAGGCUCCCAAGCGAGCGGCCCCGGGGGCAGACCGCCUUUCUGGAGACCCGCAGCCGGACACCGGAGAGGCCUUUGAAGUGGUCUUGCCUGGCGCCAGCAUGUCGGGCCGGCCAGCAAUCACACCCGACGUGCACACGGAGCCCCAGGGUGCAGACAGCGGCUCGGACGAGGAGCCUGCCGAAAUUCUUGAAUUUCCCCCGGAAGAAGACAGUGAGGAGGCAGCCGCCCGCCUGGCAGAGGAAGGCAGGGCUGCGCAAGAGAAGCCAGAAGGAAAAAGAUCUUCUGGCCUGUUCAGGUUUUGGCUUCCGAACAUCGGCUUUUCUUCCUCUGUCGAGGAGACACGUGCUGAUCCCAACGUGGACAGGCCGGCCCCCGUCCAGACACAGCCUGGGCCCCGGCCCGAGGCGGAACCACCCAAGAAACAGGAGAAGGGAGGCUGGUUUCGAUUUCCCAAACUAGGGUUCUCCUCCACGCCGACCAAGAAAAGCAAAAGCUCCGAGGACGCAGUGGCUCCAGCAGAGCAGAAGUCCCAGGAGGAAGCCGUCACCUUUUUCGAUGCCCGGGAGAGCUUCUCCCCGGAGGACAAGGAGGAAGGAGAGGUGGCAGAGGCCGUGGGCACUGGGCAGGGCACCAGAGCCAUGGUCACAUCUGCGGCAAGAACGGAGUUGAUCCUGCUGGAGCAGGACCCAGACGCCAGGGACGAACCUGCGCCCGGACCGGCCUCCCAGGGAGGGCAGACGUAGAGCCAAGGCUGGCCGGCGGGCCGGGCUGAGGCGGUGAGCGGCCCCCCCCCCCUUCCCGGCACCAAGAAUAAGCAGAAACUCCUGAGGAGCACGGGGCCGCCGUCACACAGCCCUCCAAAACGUGGACAGGACACGUGGCUUCUCACCCCCCCAUGCAGGGUCGCGUGCUCCAGACCCCUGCCAGGCCCUUGAGAGGCGACCGUGAUGGCCAUGGGCGUGGAAGCAGUUUGGGGAUGAUUCCCACCCUGCACCUCCCCGUGGAGGUCCCUCCCUGGGUCAGGCAGGGCCCAGCACCAUCCGCCCCCCCCCCCCCGGACCUGCUCACUCACGGGCGCCCCCCUGUGGAAUGUCCUGCCGGGGCACUUUAGGGGCGCUCUGUGCCCGAUGGUUCUGACUCCGCGCAAGACGCCUUCUGUGCCCCCCUGCCUGCUCGUGCCCGCUCGCGCUCUCUCUAGCACACACAGCCCCACGCGUGUCCCUCAGUGUACACGCUGCUGCGAGACGGCAGGGGGCUCCCCUUGGCUGUGCCCCGGACAGGCAAUAAAGGACGUGCUGCUCCCCCA